GAGAAGGUGGCGCAGCUACAGCUGCUGGUGUUGGUGGUGGUGGGGAGGGAAAGAAGAGAGCUUCUGAGUCGACAUGAACUGCCGGAAAGGUGAAGGAGACGCGACGAAUGACUGAGUCAGUGAAUGACGGCAGGGAGGAGCGAAUGCAAGCCUGCAGGAAGGGCGCCAAUCCCAGCGACCGGCCCGUCCGAGAGUGUGUGUCUGUCCCGCCGGGAUUACACGACCGAUAAUCGCAUCUGAGGGAUUGUUUGAAUAACCUGUUCCGGAUCGCCUCCGGCGCGGAGUUGUGGCAGGAGAAGAGAGGCCCCGAGCUCAGAUCUACGACGAUCUUUUGGACUUUGCUCGAUUGCGGUGGUAGGAACGGAGACCGGCGGCCGGGAGGGCCGGGGAUGGCGGAGAAUUCGCGCGGGGAUGGCAAUUUCGUCGACGAGGAAUGAUGGGAUUUAUUAACAAGUAGAUGAGAGAGUGAGUGAGUUGAAAUAAUGAGUAGUUUGAUCGAGUGGAGUAUGGAUGGAUGAUUACAUUUGUUGCUGCGGUUUUUCGACACAAUGCAGCGUGUGCCGCCUGCGGUUUGUGAUGCUGACUUGCCGCCUUCAAGUGACAUCAUUUCUGAAUCAACAGCGACUGCUAGACUUAAUUGCCGGAUGCCAACUCCCGGCCUCAUCGCUCGCCGUCGUGGUCACUCGUAUCGUCUCGAUCCGAUAAAGAUAUGGAAAACAGACACUCAUGCGGAUGUUGAGCGCGGCUCAUCGGGAAUGGGGAGCGAUAUCGAGGAGGAAACCUUCUCCAUCUAUGGGAAGCCGGCUCCCCUGUACAGCAAGGACUCCUCGUCGAUUUACAAAGAUGACGCCAGUCUCGUGUAUCCCGAUGCGUCGCUCGGCUCGGACGUGCUUUCAAAUUUGAAAGCCGCCCGCAUAGAUAAAUUCUUAUGGAUUCGAAAGCUCCUGAUUCUGGCCAUCAUCUUCAGUGUCUCCUUCUCCAUGAUCUUCGCCCUCUUCAUGUCCUUACCGAAAAUACACCGGCCGGACGAGGGUCUCGAGGCGGGAAGAGCAGGCAGACUGGAAGGUGGCAGAGAUGUGUCGGUCGAAAGGUUGGGUAUCGAGGCGGUCGAUCACAAUCCUCAACUUUUGUUCAAGUUCCCAAAAAACAUGGGCGAAUUGAGAGUGAUUAGGGGAGCUCUUGAAGUUUAUCAGAAAGAGCAUCGGAGACAGGUUCAAGUAGGAAUUGUAUGUCUCUACCUUUUUCUUCAGACCUUCAUGAUCCCGGGUUCCAUUUUCAUCAACAUUUUGGCCGGAUCGCUCUACGGAUUCUACGAAGCAUUGCUGCUCGUCUUGAUACUCGCUGGAGCUGGCUCGUCGCUUUGUUACUGUCUUUCCAAUUUCAUCUUGAAAGAAAUUGUGUAUUAUUAUUUUCCCGACCGUUGCGAGUGGCUGGCAAGAGAAGUUCACCGCCAUCGCCACAACCUGUUAAACUAUAUGCUAUUCUUACGAAUUACUCCUAUACUGCCCAACUGGUUCAUCAAUGUAUCGUCUCCACUUGUUGGUGUCCCUUACAGGGAUUUCGUGAUAGGUACAACCGUGGGUCUAAUUCCUGCCAGUGUCGUCGGUGUGAAGGCUGGCGGCAUUUUGUCAACAAUUAAUUCUUUAGGUGAUUUGUAUGAUUUUUGGACCAUCGCAACGUUUUCAUUCAUAGCCGUUCUGGUUUUGCUACCCGUCGUCAUAAAGAGUCGUUAUGAUCGUCGGGGUCCAACCCUCAUCAAGACUAUCUAACGAAAGCAUUCUUGACGGCACCGAAGGGUUUUGUUGGUGACAAAUGUACAUUUAAGGACAAUUGAAGCUUUACAGAUUUAUGUGAAGUUGCCUUCCAUCUUUCCAAGGACGAUGUAACUCAAGUCCGAUUCAUUUACCAAAAGAAGUUUCUUCCGACAAAGAGCUAGUCGAGUUUCCACGGUCGUAGUAGCUCAUAGGUAGGCGAGAGGCGAAGAUUGCCGUCAGGCAUUUGAGGUUUCACAGAACAUACAUAGUCUACCCUCUUCUGAGAGUUGAGAGGGUAGCACAACAGAAAGGUUUUCUUUUAGAAUUGUCAAAACGGGGAACAAAUAGUGGAUUAACUGAAAAUGAGAUCUAAGCUUUCAUGAAGGUUUUCCAUCUGGGCCAGUUAAGUGCAGUCAUCUUAACCCCUGGAGUUCCACUUUGAUAUCCUUAGCUUACGGUGACGUAAAAAUUGAUGGGAGAUCUUUUGGUCACAACCGUUAUGUCUGAUUAUCGCGUACAUUAGUCAAUUUUUUGUGGGAGGUGCGAUUACUACGUGGUGCGAGAAUCAACUGUGUUCAUAAAAGGAUGGAUCAGAUAAUCCUCUGAUGUGUCCUCUUACGAGCCUUGUUUUUAUCAAUGAAUCAGUAAAUCGUCAAGUGUGACUGGUGGAGCAUUGUUCC
Messenger RNA from Marchantia polymorpha subsp. ruderalis, 2434 nucleotides. Lineage: Eukaryota; Viridiplantae; Streptophyta; Marchantiopsida; Marchantiales; Marchantiaceae. The record is from the annotation of a GenBank genome assembly.